GCACUUGCAGUCCGGUGCAGUGCUUGGCGGCAGCGAUAGGUGAGUGGUGUCCAUUCCAGCAUCGCAUAGCUGCACUGCUGCAGCAGUUGGUGCCGUGGCCCGUCAUCGGUCACCGACAACAACCAGCUCCAUCACGAACCUUGGAAGGCGCGCCGAGUCCGUAGAGGUAUCCAUCUCCGUGUAUCGCUGUGUUCGUAACCGACAACGAAUCUCCCAGCAGCAAUCAAGUUCGUCCCACGCGAUUUCUACAAUAUCCUACACGUCAGGCGUUACGCCGAUUCGUACAGUGUCUCCAUCCCGAACUAUCGCAAUUUGCCCGAGCUACGAUAGCUACUUACAGUACCAUCUUCACCGCGACAACCGACCGUGCGCCGGCGCCGACCACUUGCUCGCCUCAUCCAAACCACACUGACGAUAGCUACCUACUCCCGGCCAGAGACGCGAUACCCUCAGACAGACAAAUUGCGCAUUCGGGACAUCCAAAACCAUGUCCACCCCCUCCGAUUCCUACGUCCUCCACGACCACUCCCCGUCAACCGACAACGACGAUGUCGACUCCCUCCCGUCCAUCUCCAGCAGUAUCCUAGGCUCGGACGACUCCGAGUACGACGACGAAUCAGACGCACAAAAGGAAUGGGAACAGAGUCUCGAGCAGCUGCAGCUUCUCUUGAACUUGGUGCUAAUACCGUUCGCGGGCAAGUUUUUGGGGCGCAAGUUUGCUUAUUGGAGUUGGGGACGGUACAUGGAGUGGGCGCACGGGGUCAAGGUCCAAUGGUAUAACAAGACGCUAUUCAACAUUGCCGGUUGGAUAGGAGCUGCUACGCCAGUAUCAGUAUGAGGGAGGCAGACAGGCGACCGUGGUGAUGAGGUACUCGAGUCAAAGGCGACGGCAGCACAAUUCUCGAUACCCUAUUUUUUCGGUAUAAUCUGGGAUACCAGGGGUGGACACAGUGCUCUUUUGGCGUUACGGUAUGGGAACACUAGCAUAAAGGGGUAUGUUUCGUUCUUGCACAGUUUGCGUUGCAUUGGUGGUGAAGAAUUACAGACAUGUGUAGAAUGCAUGUGGACUGUCGUUAUACUUGUGGAAGCAAGCGUUGAAGCUCUGCAGAUACAUCUGAUCAUCAGACAAUGCCAAUUAUACCCAUUACUAUUGCUGACUUUAGGUUCGACUGAUACUAUUAUAACAUGCAGGUUCUGAUCUUCCUUUCCUCGUUCGCCAUAUUAACCCAAGCCAUCACUACGUAAUUACACUGAUCUGGGUAUAAUUGUCGAGGGUUGCGACACCGCACACCCAUGAUGAAGCGAAUAGCUAUCCAUCACCAUAACUCAUCCUUGCUGCCAUAGCCCUACUCAUACCAUCAUCCAAGCAUACCACCAAAACUAUCCAGGCUCUCCAGCUUUCUUCAACACUCUUCCCGAGCACUUUCUCAAGGUUUCCAACCACCACCACCACUCCAUCUCCCCGACCGCCUUAGACGACCACCUGUGACAUGGUCGGCCCGCUCCUCACGCUUCCGCCCGUCCUCCUCCAGCUCAUAAUCGCCAACGUCAACGCCGCCGAGAACGCCGCAAGAAGCAACCACAUGAACACCGUUCCCGCCUGAAUCUCCCUGCACCUCUUCGCAUCAUCGGCACUCCCGUACGCGAUCCACUUAUGUCCAUAAUGAUCAUUCGCAAGAUUUCCACAGUUCGGAGUACCCAACUUGGCCGCCAGCACGAUGCCGGCGACGACGGUGAAGAGCGUGGCGGCGGCGUCGAAAAUGAGCAUGACGAGCGGAAUGGCGACGCUCUGGAAAAUGGCGGCGACUAGGCCGAAGAGAGCGACCACCCACGAGAGCGCGAUGACGAACAUGGUGAAGUUGAUGGCGGCGCGGGCGGUGGUGGAGGCGUCGACAUCGAGGGCGAUGACGUUGCCAAUGAGGCCGGUGAGGAUGAUGAGGAAGAUGAGCUGGAUGAAGCGGAGGAUGAGGGGUAUCACUUCCAUUUUGGCGGUUGGUUUUGUUGGUGUGUGCUUGAUGGGUGUUUGUUUAUUGUUAUUGUUUACAGGUGUUGGAGAGGAAGGAAAGGUUGGGGGAGCUCAGAUAUCACAAGUAAUGUGUCCGAGCAGCAGCAGAACAGUCGUGGCGUUUGCGAUAAGUUGCUUGUAUAAGUUGGAGGUUGAUGGCCCG
Molecule: messenger RNA, 2168 nt
Organism: Neurospora crassa OR74A
Lineage: Eukaryota; Fungi; Ascomycota; Sordariomycetes; Sordariales; Sordariaceae
Exons: 2
Coding region: 488-838 (116 amino acids)
Biological process (GO): protein insertion into mitochondrial outer membrane; mitochondrial outer membrane translocase complex assembly
Cellular component (GO): mitochondrial outer membrane
Source: RefSeq, a predicted model, not a curated record